UCAUCAUUCACAUCUCACUCUCAAUUGUUAUCAUCUCUUUCUAUAAUCCAACAACUCAAAACACUUUUUCUCUAAAAAAAAAACACUCGCCAAAAUGCCGCCCAAGGGAGAGAAGAAACCCGCCGAGAAGAAGCCCGCGGAGGAGAAGAAGGCCGCCGCCGCCGAGAAAGCUCCAGCAGAGAAGAAGCCAAAGGCCGGCAAGAAGCUUCCAAAAGAAGCUGGAGCCGCCGCUGGUGACAAGAAGAAGAAGAGACACAAGAAGAGCGUCGAAACCUACAAGAUCUACAUCUUCAAGGUUCUCAAGCAAGUUCACCCUGACAUCGGAAUCUCCAGCAAGGCGAUGAGCAUCAUGAACAGUUUCAUCAACGACAUCUUCGAGAAGCUUGCUCAGGAAUCAGCCAGGCUCGCUCGUUACAACAAGAAGCCUACCAUCACUUCCCGGGAGAUUCAGACUGCUGUUAGGCUUGUUCUUCCUGGUGAACUCGCUAAACACGCCGUGUCAGAAGGAACCAAGGCGGUCACCAAGUUUACUAGCUCUUAAGAGGUUUGGUGGUUAGGGUUUGAAUGUGGUUAUGGUUGUAUUUAUUAAGUUGUUUGGAGGUUAUGAAAUUAGGGUUAGGGUUUUUAGGUUGUUAACUUUUAUGAUUAUGUCUAUCUAUAUCUUUAGUUUCAUGUUUCUAGAUCUGUAUUUGUUUGAUGCGGAUAUGAAAUACUAAAUGUCUACUAUAUUUUGGUACCUAAA
Molecule: messenger RNA, 742 nt
Organism: Spinacia oleracea (spinach)
Lineage: Eukaryota; Viridiplantae; Streptophyta; Magnoliopsida; Caryophyllales; Amaranthaceae
Product: probable histone H2B.1
Exons: 1
Coding region: 95-541 (148 amino acids)
Cellular component (GO): nucleosome
Molecular function (GO): structural constituent of chromatin; DNA binding; protein heterodimerization activity
Source: RefSeq, a predicted model, not a curated record